CUUGUUUACAGGGGCACAUAUCCUGACAGCUGAUUUAAGUAGGGGAGACGUGUACUUUCCGUUCCGAUUCGGUUCCCCUAUUCAUUUGUGUUUUUUCUCUAUAACAUUAUCAACGUCGUUUACAUCAUCUGAGCGAUAAUCGCCGACCAUUAUGGCGACGGUAGAGGAGCUAAAGUUGAGGGUGAGAGAACUGGAAAAUGAACUGAUAAAGUGUAAGCAAAGGCAGUGUGCCGUGGAGGAUGCUCACAACCAGGCACAGAACAGACCGAAAAUUGUGAAAAUGAGCGCCGAAGUUGUGGAUUCCAACCCGUAUAGUCGUCUAAUGGCUUUAAAGAGAAUGGGCAUCGUGGAUGAUUAUGAGAAAAUCCGGACAUUCACAGUAGCUGUAGUUGGUGUCGGUGGAGUUGGCAGUGUGACAGCCGAAAUGCUCACUAGAUGUGGCAUUGGUAAGCUCCUCCUCUUUGACUACGAUAAAGUGGAGCUGGCCAACAUGAACAGACUGUUCUUCCAGCCUCACCAGGCCGGCCUCAGUAAAGUGGAAGCGGCAGAACACACGCUCAGAAACAUCAAUCCAGACGUGUCGUUUGAGACCCACAACUACAAUAUCACAACGAUGGAUAAUUUUACACAUUUCAUGGAUCGGAUCAGUCACGGAGGUUUGGAAGAAGGGACACCAGUCGAUCUGGUCCUGAGCUGUGUUGACAACUUUGAGGCCAGAAUGGCAAUCAAUACAGCCUGUAAUGAACUGGGUCAGAUCUGGAUGGAGUCUGGUGUCAGUGAGAACGCUGUAUCAGGGCACAUUCAGCUCAUCAUUCCUGGGGAGACGGCCUGCUUCGCUUGUGCUCCUCCGCUGGUGGUGGCAGCCAAAAUCGACGAGAAGACCCUAAAACGAGAGGGUGUGUGUGCUGCCAGCUUACCGACGACAAUGGGCGUGGUGGCAGGACUCCUGGUGCAAAAUGUCCUGAAAUAUCUGCUCAAGUUUGGUACCGUCAGUUAUUAUCUGGGCUACAAUGCCAUGCAAGACUUCUUCCCCUCCAUGACCAUGAAAGCCAACCCUCAGUGUAACGACAGCUACUGCAGGAGACAACAGGAAGAGUACAAGAAGAAGGAAGCAGAGCGGCCCAAGGUGGAGGUUGUGGAGGAAGAAGAGGAGGUGGUCCACGAAGACAAUGAAUGGGGUAUUGAACUGGUAUCUGAGGUGACUGAUGCAGAGUUGCAGGCUGCAUCUGGUUCUGUGCCUGACCUCCCAGAGGGCAUCACUGUGGCUUAUACCAUCCCAGCUGAGGACACAGCUGGUGGGGAGACAGUGGAGGAGACCGAACAGAGCCUAGAAGACUUGAUGGCUCAGAUGAGAAAGCUGUAGGCAACAAUCUGACGACGCAUUACUGCUAUUUUCUGCACCUUUUCUUGCGCAUCUGUAACAUUUUGUUUUACAGCAUCCCUAUAAAAAAAAAAAAAAAAUCCUGUCAUAUAAGCAAUUAUAGAAAAGCAGGAAACGCAUGAAAGGUGCCGCGAGUGGCAUUUCAUACACAAAAAAAAAAUGUUACAUGUGUAAUUUACUGGCUGCUUACAGUACAAAGCACUUGGAAUGGGAACGGUUUCAAAUGAAAUGUCAGAAACCCUAAAGAAAUAUCAGCUAAUACAUCAAUUACUGUGUUUAUUUCUGAGGUAUCGAUUAGUGACACGUCCCAACAUCUCAACUCUGUGCUCUGACAUUAACUCAUUUUAAAAUCAAUGUCCACGGCAACAUUACAGAACCAUGUUUAAGUUGUCUCAAUAAAGUAUUUAUUAGAUGGAA
Messenger RNA from Mugil cephalus (flathead mullet), 1798 nucleotides. RefSeq names its product ubiquitin-like modifier activating enzyme 5 (gene uba5). Gene Ontology annotation, cellular component: cytoplasm; cytosol. The record is from RefSeq and is a predicted model, not a curated record. NCBI's taxonomy places the organism in Eukaryota, Metazoa, Chordata, Actinopteri, Mugiliformes, Mugilidae. Gene Ontology annotation, molecular function: UFM1 activating enzyme activity. Gene Ontology annotation, biological process: protein ufmylation. The transcript is spliced from 12 exons. Bases 152 to 1363 code for a protein of 403 amino acids.